GCUAUUUCCACGAGAAACUUAUCAAUCUUUGCUGAUAGCUCAAAAUAAAAAGUAAACUAUAUAAAAUUGAUAUGCUUGUGUGAUAUGUGCGAAAAGCUAUGACAAGUUUUCAAAUUCGAUUGAUUUCUGACAAAAAUGUGGUCCUCGUGGACGCCCUACAUCACGAGUCGGAGAUCUUUGUACCGCAGUUGCACCAAAAUGACAUCGUGCUGUGGAACAUAAUACGGAAUCGUCGGCCGAAUCCGAAACUCCAGUUUUGUGAAGAGUCGAUCCAUGGUCAGGACAACGGUCAGGUGGUUCUCCAGCGCCCACUGAUCCAGGCUCGGAUAACAACGGCGACGGCUGGUCUGGCUCCCUGGGCGGCGUCCACUGAUGGCGGUGCAUUCAGAAGAGUUGCGGACGAAGGUUCGCGGUGUCCACAGUUCUCCCUCAAGCUCAUCUCGAAUGGCAGCGUGGUGCUCGUGGAAUGUAAUGUCCACGAAUCGGAGAUCUUUCUACCGCAAAUUUGCGGCCAGUACAUGGCCAUGAAACGCAUCACCGGCCAUGAACUUGUACUGCCAUCCCAACCCAUGAUGCCGGCCAUCCAACCAGCUAAGACCAACUGUCUACGGCUUCAAUCGACUCGCUUCUUCUCGAAAACUACCAACUUGGAUAGUCAGGCAAAAAAGCGGAGAAAGCGUAAGAGUCAGGAGCAAGCCCACCAUUCUGGAGCUGGGGAUCAACCGGUGUCGAAGUCCGUGAAACGAUGAAUCGAAACUAAUUGUCUAAAUUGUAAUAUGAGUGUGUUUGUCGAAAAUAAAAUGGUAAAUACCAAACCAAACCAAACCAAUACCAAA
Drosophila santomea is the source of this 836-nucleotide messenger RNA. RefSeq lists its product as uncharacterized. Bases 99 to 749 code for a protein of 216 amino acids. The transcript has a single exon. NCBI's taxonomy places the organism in Eukaryota, Metazoa, Arthropoda, Insecta, Diptera, Drosophilidae. The record is from RefSeq and is a predicted model, not a curated record.